UAUAUCACUGUGUUUAUCUCUCUUGAUCUGCAUCUUCCUCUCUCUUUUUUUUAUAAGAUUUGACUUCAAUUUUGUUUCGAAAUUGUGUCAAAUCUUUUGAAUUUUGAAUUCUUCGCGUGGUGUUAAUCUGAUCUAAAUCUUUGAAUCCUCACGUGAAGAAUGGGGCUGUCUUUCGCAAAGCUAUUCAGCCGGCUUUUUGCCAAGAAGGAGAUGCGUAUAUUGAUGGUUGGGCUUGAUGCUGCUGGUAAAACCACCAUUCUUUACAAGCUCAAGCUGGGAGAGAUCGUUACCACUAUUCCCACCAUUGGUUUCAAUGUUGAAACCGUGGAAUACAAGAACAUCAGCUUUACUGUAUGGGAUGUUGGUGGCCAGGACAAGAUCCGGCCACUGUGGAGGCAUUAUUUCCAAAAUACACAAGGACUUAUCUUUGUGGUGGAUAGCAAUGACCGUGAACGUGUGGUCGAAGCUAGAGAUGAGUUGCACAGGAUGUUGAACGAGGAUGAGUUGAGGGAUGCUGUGCUGCUAGUAUUUGCUAACAAGCAAGAUCUUCCAAAUGCUAUGAAUGCUGCCGAGAUCACUGAUAAGCUUGGCCUACAUUCUCUCCGUCAGCGCCACUGGUAUAUACAGAGCACUUGUGCCACUUCUGGGGAAGGACUGUACGAGGGACUCGACUGGCUCUCGAACAAUAUUGCGAGCAAGGCAUAAAUGGCACAAUUGAAUUAACAGUCCCUUUUUGAUGUUCUGAUGUCUACCUCGUUCAACCGUUAUGGCUUUUAUUGAAUGUUUGGUCUUCCUUGCAAACAUUACCGUUUGUCACAUGUAGUAAGAAUAAUAUGAUUAAAUUUCAAAUUCCAUUGUUGUAU
Molecule: messenger RNA, 863 nt
Organism: Hibiscus syriacus
Lineage: Eukaryota; Viridiplantae; Streptophyta; Magnoliopsida; Malvales; Malvaceae
Product: ADP-ribosylation factor 1
Exons: 7
Coding region: 160-705 (181 amino acids)
Biological process (GO): intracellular protein transport; vesicle-mediated transport
Cellular component (GO): cytoplasm
Molecular function (GO): GTP binding; GTPase activity
Source: RefSeq, a predicted model, not a curated record